AUGUCAUCAACACAAGUCCAAGUCGAGACCAUCAAGUCCGGAGACGGCAAGAACUUCCCCACGAAAGGCGACAAAGUCAAGAUCCAUUACGUAGGUACGCUUGAGUCCAAGGACGGCAAGAAAUUCGACUCUUCCCGCGACCGCGGCCGGCCAUUCGAGUGCAAGAUCGGCGUCGGACAGGUCAUCAAAGCCUGGGACCAGGGCGUCGUCCAAUUGAGUAUCGGCCAAGAAGCCUACUUCAAAUGUCCUCCGGAAAUCGCUUACGGGGAUGAGGGCUGCCAGGACGUGAUCCCACCGAACUCGACACUUUAUUUCAAAGUCGAGUUGCUGGAAAUUAACGGCAAAUCGUCAUGA
This is a messenger RNA of Puccinia triticina, 354 nucleotides long. RefSeq lists its product as uncharacterized. The record is from RefSeq and is a predicted model, not a curated record. The coding region runs from base 1 to 354 and encodes 117 amino acids. The transcript has 6 exons. Gene Ontology annotation, molecular function: peptidyl-prolyl cis-trans isomerase activity. Lineage: Eukaryota; Fungi; Basidiomycota; Pucciniomycetes; Pucciniales; Pucciniaceae.